Prorocentrum cordatum is the source of this 2067-nucleotide messenger RNA. NCBI's taxonomy places the organism in Eukaryota, Dinophyceae, Prorocentrales, Prorocentraceae. The record is from the annotation of a GenBank genome assembly.
AUGGCAGAUCUGGCCGACCUCGGCGACUCUGACAGCGACGUGCGCUCGGACUCUGGCGAGGCCAAGGCGGUCGAGGACGCAGGUGAUAGCGACUCCAGCGCUGAGAUCACUUGUGUUGGUUGUAAGAAGACGAAUAAAGAUCUAUGCCCUGUCAAGAAAAAGAAACACAAAGGCCCUGGCCCGUUGGAGCGCACCCGUGCCAAUCUCAUCGCGUGGGGCAAGACCACCCGGAGGCGUGGCGGUAAUAUUCAGAAGUCUGGGGAGUGGUGCAGGAUCUGCUUGAACGUUAGCACGCAGUGGAUGGGGAAAAAGAAGAGGUACAAGUCAGAGGGCAACAAGAAAAAGGGGCUCAAGCUCUUGAAGGCCGACCUCGGGAAGGACAAGAAGGUCAAGGCGAGGUUCAAGGCGAACGUCAAGGAGCUCAUCCAUCAACGUGCGGGUGGCAGAAGUCGGGUGACUGUGGACCCUGAGACCGUGACCAGCGCGGAGAUGAAGAUCCAGGACGUCAUCCUCCCAAAAAGGCAGUUCUACGAGGUGGAGACCUACAGACAACUGAUUGGCGACCCCAAGCGGACCAAGGCCAAAAUAGUCAAGAGGAAAAUUGGAAAGAAGACUGUCCACGGGAUCUAUGUGAAGGUUGGCCAAGACGGCAUCUACGACGUGGAGACCAGGUACCGCGACGAGACCAAGAAGGAGAAGGGCAUCCACAAGUCUGGGGACGCGCUCGACUGCGAGGAGGUGGGCGAAGCGUUCGAAGCUGCUGUUGAUGAGAUGCAGGAGGCCCACCCAGAUGAGGGCGGCGCGCUGUCGCUGGAGGAACACCAGAGGCGCGCGCGCCUCGCGGAGAUGGCCUCAGCUGCUGCCGCUGGCCCUGAUGGCGACCGGGCCCACUCUGAAGGGUCGAGGUCCGACAGCGACGAGAACAGUGGUAGCGACAACGACAGCUCCGACAGCGACUUGGCCGACGACUCGGACGACGACAAGGAGGGCGACGAUCCGCCCCUGAUCCCUGAGAAGCGCAGCAAGGACAGCAAGGGCAAGGCAGCAAGCUCAGCAGCUGCACCCUCGGCCUCCUCAGCCGCCGCGGCCCCCGCGGCCGCGGGUCCAGAGCCAGAUCAUCGCAGAAGGGGCCGUGACCAGAGCCCAGACGCCAAGCCCCGACACCGGUCUGCAGGGAAAGCACCAUCUGUGGCGUCUGGUCCUUCGUCCGCCUCAAAAGUCAGCGACCCAGGCAAGAAGACCAUGCUCCAGGAAGAGAUUCAGAAGGCGGAGUCCGAGGCGGAGGCUCACUACAAGCGCUUCGUUGAUGGGGUGGAGGUCAGGGGCCGUGCUGCUCAGAUGCUCAUCCGCGAGAUAGGCCAGUGCGUCAGCUCUCUCGGAGUGUUUGUGAAGCCCCAGUCGCGAGUCGAUGGUGACACGAAGACCCGCAUGCAAGGCUACAUAGACGAUCUGAACACCGCGACGACGUGCUUGAGGGCCUUCGGCAAGACAGCCACUGUCCUUGCAGAAAUGGAAGCUUCAGCAGCUAAAGUAAAGCAGGGUCAGCUCCCGGACUGGAUGGGGAAGCUCUUGCAGCUCAAGAUCAUUGACAACGUCGCCUCCCAGAGCUCCUGGGAUACACUCGUGCAGAAGGCGACUCGAGCUUUCCAGGCGGGUUUGAGCCCGACGUCCGAGUGCGAGGUCGCACUGCACAUCUUCAAGACAGUGUGCCCUGCCAAGGCCCCCCCUGGCCUGAGCACGAUGGGCUUGGACAGCGCCCUGGAGGAGUUACUCACGAGCGAGGAGGUCCAGAGUUGCUUCCCCAAGGAUCUGAUGGACGAGUACGAGUGCGCGAAGACCAUCAUGCAUGUAGGGCUGAACUUGUUGAACUCCCCUCGGCAUCACCUCGACGGCUUGCGACGUGCUUUGAAGGCCGGCACCGCAGCGACUCAGAACAGUUCCAAAGGGCCGCAGAAGAAGGCGACGAUGCUCAGCGUCUUUGUGAACUCCCUCUAUGGCAAGAACGCCCUGAAGAACGCCAUCAACACAAUGGAGACCAUGGCCAAGGACGACAUCCAGGAGAAGCAG